This is a messenger RNA of Maudiozyma barnettii, 633 nucleotides long. RefSeq lists its product as uncharacterized. The coding region runs from base 1 to 633 and encodes 210 amino acids. The transcript has a single exon. Lineage: Eukaryota; Fungi; Ascomycota; Saccharomycetes; Saccharomycetales; Saccharomycetaceae. Gene Ontology annotation, molecular function: flavin-dependent sulfhydryl oxidase activity; flavin adenine dinucleotide binding. The record is from RefSeq and is a predicted model, not a curated record. Gene Ontology annotation, cellular component: mitochondrion.
AUGUUGAUACGGAACAGAAGAAAAUUUGUUAGUGUUUUUCUUACAUGUCUUGCGAUUUUUGUGGUUUAUAUUUUAUUCAAUGAUAUUGAACUGGCGUUUGUCUCGAAGGGGGUAAUUCGUAAAAAGGAAUUAGAUAACAAUUUAAUAUCGCAGGUUGCCUCUGUUGAUGUAGAUGAUACACGGGGUGCAUCAGUGGAAAGAGUUGCAUCAGUAGGAUCUCGAAAUAAUGGUAAGAUUGAUGAAAUGUUGCGUGUGCCUGGUUCCAUAAUGCCAUCUAUGCCAGAUCAAGAUGCAAAGAAAGAGUUGGGUAAUGCUUCAUGGAAAUACUUCCAUACAUUAUUAGCAAGAUUUCCUGACGAGCCUACUGUUGCGGAACGUGAAAAAUUAGGAAACUUUAUUCAAUUAUAUGCAGAACUUUACCCUUGUGGUGAAUGUUCAUAUCAUUUUGUCAAAAUGCUCCAGAAAUUUCCAGUCCAGACUUCGAGUAGAAAGGCUGCUGCACUAUGGGGGUGCGACAUACACAAUAAAGUGAAUGCUUAUUUAAAGAAAGAUAUUUAUGAUUGUUCAAAUAUUCUUGAAGAUUAUGAUUGUGGAUGUGGAGAUGGUCCAACAGGGGAAAAUCAAUUAAUAUAA